AUGUUGCUUCAAUACGCGGAGGCCUUGUGCGCUAGGCAUCUAGUGCUUGCUAGUGCAUCGCCCCGGAGGCGUGAAAUCCUGGGCAAUCUCGGGUUGAAGUUCGAUGUGGUGGUGUCUCGUUUCGACGAGGAUUUGGACAAGGCGAAGUUCGGAAACGGUGGCGAAUACGCCAUGGCGACCGCGCAGCACAAGGCAUUAGAGGUUGCCGAUCGCCUCGAGCAGGAGGAAAACUCGCCGUUCAUGAUUAUCGGGGCCGAUACGGUGGUAGAAGCACCCGAUGGAACUAUCAUGGAGAAGCCCAAGGACGAGGCAGAGGCAACAAACAUGCUUUUGUCGUUGCAGGGCGUCUCUCAUCAGGUUCAUACCGGAGUUUCGCUAGUAUUUACGGACGGCAGGCUCGUGAAGUCGUUUUCGGAGACCACUCACGUGACUUUCGCCCCACUUGACACCGAGGAGAUUGCGGCUUACGUGAAAACUGGGGAACCUUUCGACAAGGCUGGUGGUUACGGUAUUCAAGGGCCAGCAGGUGCGUUUGUCAGCUCGAUUAGCGGAUGCUACUUCAACGUCAUGGGGUUCCCCAUACACAAGUUUGCGAAGACGAUGUCGGACCUGAUCAAGGAUGAGACAAUCAAACCGUAG
Molecule: messenger RNA, 639 nt
Organism: Micromonas commoda
Lineage: Eukaryota; Viridiplantae; Chlorophyta; Mamiellophyceae; Mamiellales; Mamiellaceae
Exons: 2
Coding region: 1-639 (212 amino acids)
Molecular function (GO): nucleoside triphosphate diphosphatase activity
Source: RefSeq, a predicted model, not a curated record